Messenger RNA from Arachis duranensis, 3089 nucleotides. RefSeq names its product probable disease resistance protein At4g33300. Gene Ontology annotation, molecular function: ADP binding. Gene Ontology annotation, biological process: defense response to fungus. NCBI's taxonomy places the organism in Eukaryota, Viridiplantae, Streptophyta, Magnoliopsida, Fabales, Fabaceae. The transcript has 6 exons. The coding region runs from base 168 to 2645 and encodes 825 amino acids. The record is from RefSeq and is a predicted model, not a curated record.
ACCCACCAUUAGAGUUAGAGUGCUGACCAAACUAUAAGACUAACAAUCAUAGAAACAUAACAAAAAACAAAGUGACGCAACCAAUCAAACAAGAGGCAAAGAAAAACCAACCACCACCACCACCACCAGUGUUCGCCGGAGAAGAGCAAAAGUGGCUUGAGAAAGUAAUGGCCCUGACGGAGUUAAUUAGCAACGAGCUCACCGGCGAGCUCCUCCGGAAUCUCGUAACCAUCUCUCGCAAAUCCAUUCUCUGCCGUGGAAGUGCAGAUCAGCUCAUAACUUACAUAACUGAACUCCUUCCAACCAUACAAGAGAUCAAAUACUCCGGCGUUGAACUCCCUCAGCCACGUCAGCAACAGCUUCACCGCCUCUCCGAGAUCCUCCACUCUGGUGUCGAACUCGCUCACAAGGUUCUGAAUUCGAGCCGUUGGAAUGUGUACAAGAACUUUCAGCUAGCUAAAAAGAUGGAGAAGCUUGAGAACACGGUAUCAAAGUUCAUAGAGGGUCCGAUGCAGACUCACAUACUUGCUGAUGUGCACCACACGCGGUUCGAGAUGGCGGAGCGGUUCGACCGGAUCGAGGCGUCGAACCGGAGGCUGGAGCAGUACUUUGUGACCAUGAAGAUGGGGGGGAUGGGAGGUGGAGGGUGGGUCGAGGAGGCUGUGAGGAGCAUGGAGAUUGCUGAGGGUAGUUUAGGGAAUUCACGUGUGGGUUUGGAGCUUGGGAAGAAGAAAGUCAAGGAGAUGCUUGUUGGGAGGAAUGAUCUUUGGGUGAUUGGGAUUUCUGGUAUUGGUGGCUCAGGGAAGACCACUCUUGCUAGAGAUGUUUGCAGAGAUGAACAAGUUCAAUUUUCUUUCAAGGAGAGAAUCUUGUUUUUGACUGUGUCACAGUCCCCAAAUGUUGAGCAGCUAAGAGCAAGGAUCUGGGGGUUCAUUAUGGGGAAUCAAAACUUGAAUCCAAAUUAUGUGAUUCCCCAAUGGAUGCCGCAAUUCGAUUGCAAAACCGAAACUCGAAACCUUAUUGUUCUUGAUGAUGUCUGGUCACUCUCUGUGCUGCAACAGCUUGUAUGCAGAAUACCUGGCUGCAAGUUCCUUGUUGUCUCCAGAGAGAAAUUCCAAAUUUGUAAUGCCACUUAUGAGGUGGAACUGUUGAGUGAAGAGGAUGCACUAUCUUUGUUCUGUCAUCAUGCUUUUGGACAGAAAUCAAUCCCUGUAGCUGCUAAUGAGAAUCUAGUAAUGCAGGUUGUGACAGAGUGUGGAAGGCUUCCACUAGCUCUUAAAGUGAUUGGAGCUUCCUUGAGAGAUCAGAAUGAAAUGUUUUGGGAAGGUGUCAAAACAAGGCUAUCUCAGGGCCAAAGCAUUGGGGAAUCUUACCAAAACAAUCUGAUUGAGAGAAUGGCAAUCAGUGUAAACUUCCUGCCAGAGAAGAUCAAGAAAUGCUUCUUGGACCUUUGUUCAUUUCCUGAGGACAAGAAAAUCCCUCUGGACAUCCUCAUCAAUAUGUGGGUCGAAAUGCAUGAUAUCUGCCAAACCGAAGCCUUUACUAUGGUCGUUGAGCUUUCAAACAAGAAUCUUCUCACCUUGGUGAAAGAGGCGCGUGCUGGAGACAUGUAUAGCAGUUGCUUUGAGAUAUCUGUUACUCAACAUGAUAUACUCAGAGACCUUGCGCUCAAUAUGAGCAACUGUGACAGCAUUUGUGAACGCCGGCGAUUGGUUAUGCCAAAGCGAGAAGCAAGUGGUCUCCCUAAAGAGUGGUUGAGAUACAAGGAUAAACCAUUUGAGGCUCAGAUUGUCUCAAUUCACACGGGUGAAAUGAAAGAAAAGGAUUGGUGCAACCUUGAGUUUCCCAAGGCUGAAGUUCUGAUUAUUAAUUUUUCAUCCAGUGAAUACUUCCUGCCUCCCUUCAUUCAAUCAAUGCCAAAUCUGAAGACAUUGAUUAUAAUAAACUAUAGUGCUUCUUAUGCAUGCCUUCACAAUAUGUCAAUUUUUGAGAAGUUGACAAACUUGAAGAGUCUCUGGCUUGAAAAGGUUUCCACUCCAGAGUUAUCAGGCAUUGUGAUGAAAAAUCUAAGCAAAUUAUGUCUAGUCCUUUGCAAGAUCAAUAACAGUUUGGAGGGGAAAGAACUCAAAGAAGCAGACCUAUCUAGAAUCUUCCCAAACCUCACCGAACUCACUCUUGAUCACUGUGAUGAUGUAACUGAUCUUCCCUCAAGCAUCUGUGAAAUACAUUCCCUGCAGAACUUGAGUCUAACAAAUUGUCACAAUCUGACGAAACUACCUGCCGAAUUGGGGCAACUGCGAUCGCUUGAGAUCCUCCGGCUAUAUGCAUGUCCGGAUUUGAAGUCCCUUCCUCUGAGCAUAUGUAAUAUGAUUAAGUUGAAGUACAUAGACAUUUCUCAAUGUGUUAACCUGGCAUGCUUCCCUAAUGAGAUUGGUAAGUUGGUCAAUUUGGAGAAGAUUGACAUGAGGGAAUGCUCCAUGAUUAGGAGCAUACCAAAGUCUGCAUUGUCAUUGAAGAAUCUAAGGCUUGUGAUUUGUGAUGAGGAGGUACAAGAUAUGUGGAUAGAUGUUCAAAAGGCCAAGCCAAAAGAAUUUCAUAUUCAAGUAUCUGAACAGCAAUAUGAUCUGGAUUGGCUAAAAGAUUGACCCUCAAUCUUUGAUUGUUUUGAUGUUCACAUUCCUAAUCCUUGACUCCUUGUAAGUAGCUGUUCAUAACUAGUUUAAAGUAGAAAAUUUCUUUUGCCUAGAAGCAAAUUUUGUUAGGGUAUGCUUGAUGGGUAAAUUCUGUUUGGUUUGAUUUCUUACUGGUGUCUGAACCGUGUUAUAAGCCGGUGCGGCCGUGCGAGGGUCAUGGCCGUCCUCCCAAAACGGUUAUUACCUUCGCCGGAGAUCGAACUCGAGACCACAAGGAAGGAUCUAAGGGGGCUCAGCAUGGCUAGACCAAAAUACAUCAAACUCAUUCAAGAAAGUUUCUAUCAUACCUUUAUUCAACCUUAGUGCAGGUUAUGACAUAAUCUGUUAGCUAGUCUUCUGAGUUAGCUUAAUCUGUAAUUUUUAAUUGUCAAUUUAAUAAGAUAUUUUUUUUCAAAA